Molecule: messenger RNA, 8515 nt
Organism: Biomphalaria glabrata
Lineage: Eukaryota; Metazoa; Mollusca; Gastropoda; Planorbidae
Product: MATH and LRR domain-containing protein PFE0570w-like
Exons: 4
Coding region: 389-6190 (1933 amino acids)
Molecular function (GO): protein binding
Source: RefSeq, a predicted model, not a curated record
AUGCACAUUUUCGGACUGUUUGUCCCGCUGUUUGGAAUAGGUGAGCUGUCGGAUGAACAGACAAUUUGGAAAGACGGAAUUUAACGAAAACAAAAUAAAUAAACACAACAAACAUUAAUUUCGUUGAAUCCGAAAGUUUUCACGCCAUCAAAGUGGAUAUCGAAUUAUAAUUCUCCAAGACUAAAGUUUCGAUAAAGAAUAAUCGGUUUCUUUUUUAAAGAACUUUUCUGUGAAAUCUGGCCAGUCUCAGUGGACUAUCCAAGGACAUAAACUCCAGCAGACGAUUGCAGUCUCCUCCGUCCACUUGCGACCAUUCCAGAUGUCUCCGCGAAAGGCGAGCUAGGACUAACUUUUUUCACAAUUAGGAAAAGCACUAGUGUAGCAGAAGAUGAAGUGCCAACUUCAAGACAUCGUGCCCAUCUUUGCAGCAGUGGUGCUCUUUAACUCUGGGCUCAGUCCAGUUUCCUCCUUUAUAUUACCGUCAGAAGCCGCCGACGAACUUAGCACAGACACAUCAGAUCUAGAAACAUUAACGGACAAUAUCCAACCCACUCAGAGUGACUCGAUAGACGCCAAGCCCAUCCUUACAGACAGCUCCUGGCUCAGAGAGUUUGAACAUUUGGAACAGCAGGAUGUCGCGUCUGCGAAAGGGAACGAGAGUAGACAGACACCAAGCUCAAAAGCGGUGUCAACAGAGACAGGCUCCGGCAAAAAAACUGAGCAAAGAUCUGCGAAGCCAAAAGCGGAUAAAUCCUCGCGUAAAGCUAGUAGUAAUGACGCUUCUGCAGGGAGAUCGGGCUCACCGAGGAAAGGGGAGAGACUCUCCGCCAAGCAAACAGCUCCUACUGCAGGGUAUUUAAGCUUAGAAGAAAGAAUCGCCGCCUGGCUUUUAGCGAAGAGGAAAGAAGAAAAUCCAUGGACAGGUCAAACUGACGAGGACUUACCAUCCGAGCCCAACCCAGUGGACAGGUCACUUCUGCUCCAUGUGAAUAAAGUAGAUACUUAUAGCAAUGCUCGGAAUUCGUUUCCCUAUGAAGAAGACCAACCGGGUCUUCGUGGUUACAACAAUCCUGGAAGCUACAUAGACGACACGCUUCACGCUUACCACUUCAACAACGAUUUCAUGAACAACGGGGUCUUCCCAUCUUUCGAAAACCCAGACAUCUACAAAAGCUACUUAGAUGUUGGAAAAACCAACCGGGGCAAAAGCUUCGGAAAAGAUCGGAGCGAUUCCGUUAGCUUGUUUGAAAAACUUGGAGGGAAGCGUAACAACAAGGAUCUGGACAAAUCCCAUUUCGUGUAUUACUACGAUCCAGAAAGCCACUACAACCCAAAUGACAAAUCCCCUUAUCCUUUUUUCGAAAAGGAAUACGGGAUGAACGACUUCUUUCCCUUUGAUAGUCCCAACAUUAAAACUCAAAGAUUGCAACAUCCAAAAAGCGCAAAGAAAAACCAAUUUAAAGAUCGCGAGACCAAUUCGUUCUACACCUUGGAAAAUUACGUCGAAGACGCUUAUUCUAACAGAAACGACAUGGCUUACACUGAAGUUAAAAACGUCAAAGCGACCUCCCCAAAAGUCAUUGCUACGACCACGAAACAGCCAAGCACAAAGAAAGGAUCUAAUCAAAGCAAAAGUUCCAGCAAUUCUAAAAAAAAUAAACCCAAAGCGGAAAAGAAAGAUGCUCGCAGCACUAGCACAAGCAAAAGAAACGCCCCGAAGAGUGACACGAAAAUAAACGUAGACAACCUUCUUUUAUCAUCCAAUAAGUCGUUGGACGAGAGAGAGAAAGUGAAAGCAAGCGUCCUUUUUACUGGAAGCCCAAAACUCCAAAACGACAUUAAAGAAUUGAAAUCAAUUGCAACAAACUCUAGCAAUCCAUUACAGAUUUCAAACAAUACAAAUGAGAAGGCGCAGUCUAAAUAUGAUCAAUCACAGGACUUACCUUCGAACAACGGUACAUUGUCGAAGAUCUUGCAAAAUUCAACUAAGGAAACAAUUCCUAUACUAGCCACUAUAAAUGUGGCCACCCCUAAUAACGGAACAGCAAAUGUAACAACGUCUAGUGAAGGUAUAACGAAUGUAAUCACAUCCAAUGAGGUUAUAACAAAUGUAACGGCGUCCAAAGUAGUUAUAACAAAUGUAACGAGUCCUAAUACAGUAACAGAGGAUCUUAAUUCUAUUUCACCAAUGAAGAAUGAAGCUUCUAUUUCACAAAGGAACACUGAAGAAGCGUCUACUUUACCAAUAAAGAAUGAAGAAGCUUCAAUUUCGCCAAUAAAGAAUGAAGAAGGUUCUAGUGCCAUCGCAACAAACGACCAACCUCCGAAUUCCCCGGCAGCCAAAGACCAAGCUCCUGGGCCAAUUUUGAAACACCAGAACACUAACGAAGUUGCCAACAAUAGUAAAGACUCAACCGAAAAGAAUGUAUUGUCAAAUUUGACGAUUUUAUUUGACAACAAAAUCCGAGAAGGGAAGCAAGAGGCAGAUCUUUUGCCACAUCUCUCCACACAAAGGGAAUCGAUUUCCAUCCUAGGUCGACUCAAUGAAACUGUUCCACCACUUGCUAACGACUCUAAUUUAACAACGAGAAACGCAAUUCAUUUGGACGUAGCGCAACAAACUCCAAACACCCCCGAGAAAAACAGAACUCAUUUUUCGAGAGAGCACUUGAACAGUUCUGAUGAGACUUUUCCAAAGAAAAAUAUCACCGACGCGCCAAAUGCCUUCAUUAACAAUGCGAAACCCAAUUCCAAUGCUGCUGGAUUAAAAACUGUUUUGGAUAACAUUGAUUUUAAGAACAGUUCCGAAGUGAAUAAUUCGUCCAGUGAGAAUGAACAUAACACAACAGUCCAUGUCAGCUUUUCUCACAGGAAUGCAUCUAGUUUCAAAAUUUCUGACUCCAUAGAUGAACAAAUCCCGAGACUGAACGAGACUUGGAAUCUCCACAUUGCCAACGCUUCUGUUUCGUUAGAUCACGGUAUUAACAUGAACUUGACUAACGUGACCCAAACCUUGAACAGCAUGAUGACCACGGUACGUGAACGGGAAAUGACUGACGGGAAGUCUUUAUUAUCCACAUCAUCGCCUGGAAAUAAAGAAGAAUUACUUUCCGAUAAGCUGAACCUUCCCGUAAAUGCCAGCAGUAAAUCAAUUAAUGUUACACAAGGUCCAGCUACUGUGAAUGCAAUGAAUGUCAAUCAAACGUCAAAAAAUCAAGAAAUGAACUUUGAAAAACUCCACGCCAGCAACACUAAUACUAACGAAAUUCAGCCAGACACCGACACUAGCAGAUCCUCGAGUUUAACGAGCAAAAAUGAAACAGAAACUUCGACCGGAAAUGACGUAUCCGUCCUAUUCCAAAACAGCAUCGGGAAUUCUUCACAUUUGGCAAGUCUUCUUAGAUUAACGGGCGAUGACGUGAAAGGCGAGGAAGUGGCGCCGAAAGGGACAGAUCGGGAAGAGAAGUCGAUGAAAAUGGAUCUUGUACUAACGCAAAGUGAGAGUUACCAUAAAACCGAAGUGGAACAACUGAGAAACACGCAUGAAGUAGCUUCUCGAAUGGAAAACUCAAAUGUCACAAUGGACUUUGUGGGCCAGAAGAAUUCUUCCUUUGUAACUUCUUCCACGUCAAGGAAUGAAUCAUCCACCCAACAGAUGAAUGCUCUAAUGAACAGCCAUUCUAAUUUUGAAGAUAACAGCACAGCAGCAUUGACGACAGCAGCAACCACCAACAGUUCUAUACCGAUAAACAGCGUAGCAGCAAGUAACUCCGAGCCUCAUGGGGUAGAGGUUUCCCAGGCGGUUACACCAGUUCAGAUGGUUAACAUAUCGAAGUCUGAUCACAACAAAACAAGCGCUGACCAAAAUGUUGUAAUUGAAUUGGACGAUAUCACGAGAACCACUUUGAAGAGAGACAUCAAAGAUACGGACAAAGAUGAAAGUUUUGUUAAGAACGCCACAACUAAGGCAAAGAACAUUGAUGCAAGUUUAAUAUAUAGCAAUGGGACAUCACAAGAUGAAACAUCUGGGGUCUUAGUCUCAAACAUCAGUCAUCCAGCAGAUAGUCAUGAUGAUAAGAAUGAGACACAGACAUUGACUUUCGGUUCGAACAUCUCGAGAAAACUUUUUAGCGUCAAUCAAGAAGAUCAACUCAACAACUCGAGAACCAUUGUUGAGACUUUAAGCUCCGACAUUUAUUUGGACGACAACAUGCAUAAUGCAAAAAAUAUGGAAAACAGCACAAGAAGUCUACCACAGGAAAACAGCACAAGAAGUCUACCACGGGAAAAUAGCACAAGAAGUCUACCACAGAAAAACAGCACAAGAAGUCUACCACAGGAAAACAGCACAAGAAGUCUACCACAGGAAAACAGCACAAGAAGUCUACCACGGGAAAACAGCGCACGUACAAGAAGUCUACCAGAGGAAAACAGCGCAAGUAUGAGAAGUCUACCAGAGGAAAACAGCUCAAGUAUAAGUCUACCACAGGAAAACAUCACAAGUUUAAGAAGUCUAUCAAAGGAAAACAGCACAAGUUUAAGAAGUCUACCACAAGAAAACAGCACAAAUUUAAGAAGUCUACCACAGGAAAACAGCACAAGUAUAAGAAAUAUACUGCAGGAAAAUAGUUCUCAGAGUAUUGAGGUAGCUUCUCAUACAACGACCACUCAACAAGUAAACAAUGUCAACAGUGGACAGCGAGCAGUAUUUCCCACGACCAUGUCGACCACCAACGUCUCGAGCACCAACAUCACAGCAUCCACCGAAACGAGCAGCAGCGUCAUGGCGUUGCCCGAAGCACUGCCCAACACGCAAGACCUUCGUUCGAAGCAACAGGAAGACUACACGCAUCAAGGGGAACGCAUUGGCGACACACUGCAAGCACAAUCGAAUGUGUUUAACACAUCUUCGCGUACGACAGAGACCAAUAACAACAGUAAUCAAACACAGCCGAAAGAACUCUUUAAACACACUGAUGUGACGAACGAGAAAGAUAAUCAAACAUGGAGUAGUCUCAAUUCUCACAAUGAUAAUAAGACACAUUCUUUGGGUAUAGAUACACCUAGUUUACAUGUAACAAACAGUAGUAAUGCCAUAGCGAGUUCCGACUUACUAAUUCACACAACUAACAAGAGCUCUCCUGGGAUCAAAGACAGGAUAAGCGCUUCUGCAAGUCAUGGAGAUCAGCACUCUUCCCAGAACGUAACAGGCCAUGAAAACAUCAGAUUCAAUGGAAGCCUGUUCAAUCCUAUUUCGAAUGCUGGAAAGAAAAACAAUGAAUUCUUCAAAAAUGUAUCAGAAGCAUCUACGCUGACACAAGAUAGACGUUCUGAUCCUAACUUGACGUCACACCAACGACCUUCCGAGCAAAAUGACGUCAGAAGCCUUGUCACAAGUGGAGACACGAUCACCCUGACCUCUUCUAAUGACACACACAGCAACCCAGGCGUUGCGAAUUCGACGUUAGAAAAUAGCCAUUUCAUUUCCCAAUCUGGCAAUAGUUCUCAUGCCAACAUUUCGUCUGAGCCAGAUGUGCCUCCCAUUAGCGCUUAUAUGAUUCAGGACUUCAGUUUGCGUAAAGCAACACCUGACCUCAAGAAAGACAACAGCAACGGCAACAAUCCUCAAGAGAGCACCCCAAAGGGCAACGACAAGGCACAAGUGAACCCGAAGGAAGCCAACAGCAGCAGCAACGCCUUCAGCAACAUCAGCAGCUCCGCGGAGUCUCCCUGCGUAGGACCGGCCUGCGACUUGAUGCCGGUGUCUGCAGUGUCCAGGUCCCAGGCGGCGGUUUCGGCGGUUCUCACCUCACACUUUGGCCCCGCCAAGGACAUCAUGAUACCUUUUGAUUUGGAGUUAUUGGAUCUCUCUGACAACUACGACAACACCACCGGCAUGUUCAUCUGCACAGUGCCUGGCACCUACGUCAUCUCCUUAUACCUGAUGUCCCACCCGGGAGCCAAGGUCAACGCCCGCAUCUACGUGAACAACCGCCCCAUCGCGGCGCUGUGGGCGGACGACUCCAAGAACGCCGGCUUCUACCCGUCCAGCUCCACGCAGACCAUCGCCCAGCUGGGCUUCGGGGACCAGGUCUACGUCAUGCUGGUGGACGGCGGGUACGGGGAGAGCUGGGUGCACGCCAACUACAACGUCUUCACAAUCUUCUUACUCUACGAGCAGGUGUUCUAAACACUCACGCACAGCACACACACACACAACUCUAUAUAUACACACAUGCACAAACAUAUUAGCAGACAUACCAACUAAAUACACACAUAUACAAGUCCUUACAUCUAAACUCACACACACAACUAUAAAUACACACACACACACACACAUAUUAGCACACAUACAAGUCCUUACAUCUAAACUCACACACACAACUAUAAAUACACACAAACACAAACAUAUUAGCACACACACACAACUAUAUACACACACAAACAUAUUAGCACACAUACAACUAAAUUCACACACAUACAAGUCCUUACAUCUAAACUCACACACCCAACUAUAUAAACACACACAAACAUAUUAGCACACACACAACUGAAUACACAAACACAAACAUAUUAGCACACAUACAACUAAAUACACACACAUACAAGUCCUUACAUCUAAACACACACACACAACUAUAUAUACACACAAACACAAACAUAUUAGAACACAUACAACUAAACACACACACAUACAAGUCCCUACAUCUAAACACACGCACAUCUCAUAAUAAGCUUAUCGAUUCCUUACCCCGUACUCUCUAUUGAUGAUUGUUUCAGCAGGGCCGGCCUUAGGUCAAUUCGACCGAUUGCCAUAUUGGACUGCCCGCCUGGCGGGUCCCUGCAAUUUAAAAUUUUGCAUAUCACUAUCAGUCAUGUCUCACAUUCCAUGAUGUAGGACUUAAAGGGUUAACAUAUUUAGCCUAUUAAGUUUAAGGUGCUUCCUAUGCAUGUUGUAUAUUAAAGGUUUAUAUAAUGAUCUAAUAAAUACUAAUAGUUGUUAUUGCAAAAAUACAAAUAAUAAUAAAAGAGAGCUUUGCAAACAACCAUUUAAUUUGGCGCCGCAAUUCGUAAAGCCGUCCUCGAUAGAUUCCUUAUUUAGGGAUCCAUUUGGACCAUUACAUAUUAUUAUUAAAUUGUAUUUUUUUUGUAUUUGAAUUACCAUGUUGAUUAUGAAUAGUAACAAAAUAAAAGAUGUCUCACAAUGUCAAGCCUACCUUUGUUUGGACGACUUAAAUAAGCUUAACACAGCUCUGCAUAUUUCUAUUUUUCACUAUCACUUUAAAAAACAAUAACCCAGCUUCAUUAAUAUUUCGCAACUGGUAAAACACCAUAUUCGGAAAGAAUUUGUUUUAACUCUUCAACUAUCAUUGAUAUCGCUGAGUGACAUCCAAUCUUCCACAAUGAAGAAAAAAAUGGUUCUAUUUAAACAAACAUAAGCAACUUAUUGGAGCUUCACACGAUAGACCAAACAAUGUCAAGGACACUAAAUAGAGCUUCACAGUUGCCAACUAAAUAUAUUACAAAAUAAUUCAGCUAUCAUUUCAACAAAAUCUCAAGGCAUGGCAGUUUGAUCUUUUUGUUGAUUCUCCUUUAUCGCUGCUAGUUAGUCGCAUAUUUCUUUCCAAAUAGAUUUUUCGCCAUAGAACUAACAAAAGUUUGAUUCUGCUCCUGUGUUAAAAAAUAGCCACGCCUUUAAAAAAAAACAUACCUUAGCAGCACUUCCUUUAUUUUGAACGCCGGAUACACCAAAAAGCUAUCUAUUAAUAGUUUUUCCCGCCAUGUAUGAAAAUCUCCAAUAGUAACUUAAUGAGUUCCCUCUUGUUUACUAAUUACUAUGUCGACUUUCGAGAUGAAGCAGUGGGAAAUAAGGAUCUCGUGGGCAAGAAACUUGUUAGUAAUCCUUUAGAACAGCGGUUCUCAGCCUUUUAAGCUCGGCGACCCCUUUUUUACUAUCCCCCACUCUGGCGCGACCACCCCCCUCCAUAACAUACGCAGCAAUAGAAGAAUACACUAAAUACAAUCCAUAUUUUCGAUGGUCUUAGGCGACCCCUGACAAAUCGUCAUUCGACCCCUCAAGGGGUCGCGACCCACAGGUUGAGAACCUCUGUUUUAGAAGUAUAUGUGUCAACAGUACUUCAACACAAGACCUUUUUUAUUUCGACUGUAAUCCCUCAUCGAUACUUAUCAUGCACUGAAUGUCACCCAACAUCUACAUAAUCACAUAUAAUUUUGAUGUUUUAUAUAUAAUUUUUUUUUUUUACAUAUAAUUAUCAUUAAUUUCUUUGUAUGUGAAAAAGUGAACCAUAAAACAAAAAUGUUUUUCAAUAGAAUUUAUUUUCACCUCUUUCUUUUGCUGUUCUAUCUAAAAGUUAUUUUGUUGUGUUUAAGUUGUCAAUCAGUCAGUAAUGAGACGUCUGCAUGCUGUUGUUAAUCACUUGUGAAUCACCUUGUCAUUAUUGUAAUUCCAAUCAAAAAAUUUUGGCUCUCAUUAAAACUUCGAGCUAAAAGCUGA